AUGGAAGUCAAGUUGUGCAAAAGUGACCUGUGGCGCCAAUUCGACGAAAUCAACAACGAAAUGAUCAUCACUAAGCGCGGAAGGAACAUGUUUCCAUCGCUUCAAUUCAAAGUAACUGGCCUUGAUGAGAAUGCUCUUUACCAAACAAGCUUAACAUUUGCACCGCUCGACGAAAAAAAAUAUCGAUUCAUGAAUGGCCGUUGGGAUCAAUUCGAACCAUGCGUCGAAGCCACUCAUUAUCCGCGAGAAGUGUUCAGUCCGGAGACUCGCACCGGAAAAGAUUUAAUGCGGCGCGGAAUCUCGUUCGAACGACUCAAAAUCACCAAUGGAGACGACGUUUGCUGUCCGUCGCGCGAACUGGUGCGUCUUCAAUCAAUGCGAAAAUAUAUUCCGAUUGUCAGUAUUUAUAGUGUUUCAAGAAAUCCAAUGGAACCGCCGAUAAGACUCUACCAAUGCCAAUUCAAUGAAACCAAGUUCAUCGCAGUUACCGCAUAUCAGAAUACGUCUGUAAGAGAUCUCAAAGUUUCAAAUAACAAAUACGCGCAAGGAUUCAGAGAAAAUGCUCAAAAAAGAUCAUCAAUUUCCCCACUUUCUACAACAACAUCCGAAGAUUCUCUAUCGCCGCCCAAUCAAAAGAAACCCAAAAUGGAGCCGGAAGCUGUUCUUGAAGUACAAGAGCCACCAAUGGGUGCUCAUCCUCACGCGUUCCCAAUGUUCGACCCGUCCCAACAGAUGUUUGCACCGUACUUCGCAACCUACCCCAAUCAGUUUCCAGUUAUGACUCCAAACUACACUUACGAUUAUUUUAAUCCUUAUAAUCAAUGGCCAAGCUAUUAA
Caenorhabditis bovis is the source of this 837-nucleotide messenger RNA. NCBI's taxonomy places the organism in Eukaryota, Metazoa, Nematoda, Chromadorea, Rhabditida, Rhabditidae. The record is from the annotation of a GenBank genome assembly.